Diaporthe amygdali is the source of this 606-nucleotide messenger RNA. RefSeq lists its product as uncharacterized. The record is from RefSeq and is a predicted model, not a curated record. NCBI's taxonomy places the organism in Eukaryota, Fungi, Ascomycota, Sordariomycetes, Diaporthales, Diaporthaceae. The coding region runs from base 1 to 606 and encodes 201 amino acids. The transcript has a single exon.
AUGGCUAUCCGAGACGCCAGUGGCACUGUCCUCAGUCCCAAGAGGAUGUGUCACAUAGUCCUCCGCGUUCAGCCUGACAAAUACAAGCCCAUGGUCAACUGGUACGUGACUUUCCUCGGCGGGCGUGUAGUCUGGGGAAAUGAGGUCCUCAGCUUUAUCACCUACGACGACGAACACCACCGCAUCGCCAUCACUGGCCGACCGGGUACCAUCCCACGCGGUGGCGACGCCACCAAUUCGUGCGGGCUCGCGCACGUCUCAUUUGCCUACGAAACGCUCGACGAGCUCCUGACGGCUUAUGUGCAGCGCCGCAAACUGGGCAUCAAGCCCUCGUGGUGCGUUAACCAUGGGCCGACGACGAGCAUCUACUAUGCCGACCCGGACGGGAAUGAGGUCGAGACGCAGGUGGACAAUUUUGGCACGGCGCAGGAGGCGACCGAAUUCAUGAAUAGUGCGGAGUUCGUUGAGAAUCCGAUGGGAGUGGAUUUCGUGCCGGAAGAGCUUAUUCGGCGCUUGGAAGACGGCGAAAGUGUUACUGAGCUGAAGAAGAGGCCCAACAUCGGGCCCAGGACUUCAAGGGCAGAAGGAUAUAUAUCUGUCACAUGA